AUGAAACCAGUUGUAGCAAUGCAGGUUGUCGUGAUAGUUGGACUACUAUCGUUCUGGACAACCAAGGUCUUGUUGCGUGCCUACUGGACUCCCUUGCGUCGCAUUCCGGGUCCAUGUUAUGCCAAGUUCACCCACCUUUGGUUGAAGAAGAACGUGAUGUCUGGCCGAAGAGUGCAUUAUAUCCACGCCAUGCACCAGCUGUAUGGUCCGGUGGUUCGAAUAGCCCCCAAUGAGAUCGAUAUAGCCGAUCCUGGAUUGUUCAAACAGGUGCACAAGAUUGGAGGAGGCUUUACCAAAGACGCUUGGUAUCAGUCAUUCCGCACCGGUACUACCCAGGAUGUUUUCUCCAUGAUUGAUGUAAAGGAUCACGCUCAGAGGAGGAAGCUCCUUGCACCGUUGUGGACUAACACCGCAAUUCACAAUAACUGGGAGGCAGCUGUCUCUGAGAAGGUUCGGUUGGCCGUUGCGCAGAUCAAGAAGGAAGCCCAAUCAACGGGAGUUGUCGACAUUUUCAAGUGGUGGACUUUUAUGACCACUGACGUGAUUUCGUUGCUGGCAUUCGGCGAGUCUAUGGGCAUGCUUGAAAGGGGGACGAAAAACAAGUUCAUCGAGGACGUCGAACUCGCGGGUAAGGUUGGAGGAUUCUGUGCAGAGAUACCCUGGGCUAGAAGCCUAAUGGCACUAAUUCCUCUCAAGUUUGUGAGGGAUUUAUUGGACGUAAAUGACCGCGUUCAAGCAUAUGGUGAGGCCGCAAUGGAGAGAGCCAAGACCAAAUCGGGCAAGGAGAACGUUUUUUCGAGGUUGAUAGCCGAAGGCGACAGAAAAGACGGCCUCACUCGAUACGAAGUCGCUUUCGAAGCUGCGGGCUUUAUUGUUGCGGGAUCAGGUACCACUGCAGUCUCGCUGACAUACCUCGUAUGGGCUGUCCUCAGCCACCCGGAUGUCCAGACUCAGCUCGAAGCCGAGGUUGCACGAUUACCGCAAGGAUUUGAUGAUAGCCAGCUUGAAGAGCUACCUUAUUUAAACGCAGUGAUUGACGAGACGUUACGACUUUAUGGGGCAGCGCCAGGCAACUUACCACGGAACCCUCCAAAAGGCGGGACAGUUAUUGGUGCAUACUUCAUCCCAGAAGGUACUACCGUGAGCUCGCAGGCAUUCACACUGCAUAGGGAUCCUGUUGUAUACCCAGAGCCGGAGAGAUUCGAACCAAGCCGGUGGAUUGAUGAGCAAGGAACGAACAUCGCUGCAGUGACCGCAUAUGCGCCUUUUGGAGCUGGCUCAAGGACAUGUAUUGGGUUGCAUCUAGCAAAGAUGGAAUUACGACAUGGAGCUGCUGAGUUCUUUAAAGAAUGUCGAGGAGCCCGGAUAGCGCCGACUAUGAAACCAGACGAUAUGGAUAUGCUCAACUUCUUCCUCAUUAGUCCACGAAGUGGACGAUGUGAGAUUGCUUUGAAUGCUCCAAUUAGAUAG
Messenger RNA from Exophiala spinifera, 1470 nucleotides. RefSeq lists its product as uncharacterized. The transcript has 4 exons. NCBI's taxonomy places the organism in Eukaryota, Fungi, Ascomycota, Eurotiomycetes, Chaetothyriales, Herpotrichiellaceae. Gene Ontology annotation, molecular function: monooxygenase activity; oxidoreductase activity, acting on paired donors, with incorporation or reduction of molecular oxygen; iron ion binding. The record is from RefSeq and is a predicted model, not a curated record. The coding region runs from base 1 to 1470 and encodes 489 amino acids.